AUGGCUAAUUCCACUAUGAGUGGGUUUCUUCUGAUGGGAUUUUCUUCCAAGCCUGAGCUAGAACUCGUCCAUGCCUCUCUGUUCUUAGUCUUAUACCUGGUGGCAUUGACUGGUAAUCUCCUCAUUAUCAUCGUGACUUCCAUGGACAGUAGUCUGCACUCACCCAUGUAUUUCUUCCUGAAACAUCUCUCCUUCCUGGACCUGUGCUACAUUUCCGUGACGGUGCCAAGGUCCAUUUACAACUCUUUCACGCACAGUGGCUACAUUUCCCUCGGGGAGUGCAUAGUGCAGUGCUUUGCUUUCACUCUCUUUGCUGCUACUGAGCUGUCCAUGCUGACAGUGAUGUCCUAUGACCGCUACGUGGCCAUCUGCCUUCCACUGCGCUACGAAAUCAUCAUGGACAUCAACAAAUGUGUUCACAGUGUCCUGGGCGUCUGGGUCAGCGGGGUCAUAACUGGAACUAUGCACACAGCUGGCACUUUCUCCAUGCACUUCUGUGGCUCCCGUGUCAUUCACCAGUUCUUCUGUGACAUCCCCCAGCUCCUGAAACUCUCUUGUUCCAAUGAGUACAUCAGCGAGGUCAGGGUCAGUGCCUUCCUGGCUGUUGUGGCCUUUUUUUCUGUCACCUUCAUUGGACUGUCCUACAUCCAGAUAUUUUCCACUGUGCUGAGGAUGCCAUCUGCUGAGGGCAGAGCGAAGGCCUUCUCCACUUGCCUUCCCCACCUCGCUGUGGUCAUUUUAUUUAUUUCAACCAGCACCUUUGAGUUUCUCAAGCCCCCUUCCGACUCUCCCAGUGCACUGGACAUUUUGCCUGCUAUUACGUACACAGUUGUACCCCCAACAUUCAACCCAAUGAUCUAUAGUCUGAGAAACCAAGCCAUAAAAUCAGCUCUUCGAAAGGUUUUCCAUAGGAGAAAUGCUGGCUUCUUUUGUUGA
Messenger RNA from Condylura cristata (star-nosed mole), 936 nucleotides. RefSeq names its product olfactory receptor 14J1-like. Lineage: Eukaryota; Metazoa; Chordata; Mammalia; Eulipotyphla; Talpidae. Gene Ontology annotation, biological process: G protein-coupled receptor signaling pathway. The transcript has a single exon. Bases 1 to 936 code for a protein of 311 amino acids. The record is from RefSeq and is a predicted model, not a curated record. Gene Ontology annotation, cellular component: membrane. Gene Ontology annotation, molecular function: odorant binding; olfactory receptor activity; G protein-coupled receptor activity.